CCGGGAGGUCGCUGGCCAUGGAGGGUGGCUCAGUUGGGCAGCUGCUGGAGGGGCAGGCGGAGGACCCUGACGCACGGGGCACCUCCUGGAGCGGAGACAGCGGCACGGUGUCCCAGAGCCAUAGCAGCGCCUCAGGACCUUGGGAGGACGAGGGCGCGGAGGACGGCGCGCCGGGCCGGGACCUGCCGCUGCUGCGCCGUGCCACCGCAGGCUACGCCUCCUGCCUGCUGCCCGGCGUCGGGGCCCGGCCAGAGGUCCAGGCCCUGGACGCCAGCUUGGAAGACCUGCUCACCAGAGUGGACGAGUUCGUGGGCAUGCUGGACAUGAUUCGCGGCGACUCGUCUCACGUUGUCAGUGAGGGGAUGCCUUGCAUUUACGCGAAGGCCUCCGAGAUGAGGCAGAUCUACAGCAGGAUCGACAAGCUGGAGGCCUUCGUGAGGAUGAUCGGCAACAGCGUGGCCAGGAUGGAGGAGCAAGUCACCAAGGCCGAGGCUGAGCUGGGGGCUUUCCCCAGAGCAUUCAAAAAACUCCUGCACACAAUGAAUGUUCCCUCCCUCUUUAACAAGUCGUCCCCCUCGCGGCCGCAGCAAACCGGCUACGAACCCCCAGUCCUAUUUCGGACUGAAGACUACUUCCCUUGUUGCAGCGAAAGACCUCAGCUCUGACCACUCCUGCAAGAGGACCCAGCUGAGAAUCUUACCUCGCGCACAAAGUUAAUUAAAACUCUAUUAAUGUUUGA
Messenger RNA from Otolemur garnettii (small-eared galago), 739 nucleotides. It is a transcript of the gene BLOC1S4, whose product is annotated as biogenesis of lysosomal organelles complex 1 subunit 4. The transcript has a single exon. Bases 18 to 665 code for a protein of 215 amino acids. Gene Ontology annotation, cellular component: BLOC-1 complex. Lineage: Eukaryota; Metazoa; Chordata; Mammalia; Primates; Galagidae. The record is from RefSeq and is a predicted model, not a curated record.